AUGGGAAAGCGCAAGAAGUCGUCGAGAGGCCCUCAGGGUCCGAAAAGGGCCGACCCUCUACCUACUGUUUUCACCUGUCUCUUCUGCAAUCACGAGAGCUCAGUUACGGUCAAGCUGGACAAGAAGGCUGGUGUUGGCCAACUGGACUGUCGCGUGUGUGGGCAGAAGUUUCAAUGCGCCGUCAACUAUCUCUCUGCCGCUGUUGAUGUCUAUGGCGAAUGGGUCGAUGCUGCAGAUGCGGUUGCCAAGGAAGAUAGCAGCGCCCAAGGAUACACGGGUACAGCCAGACCUUCUGGGCGAAGACUGACGAGUAAAGCCGCAGCAGGCGACGAUGACGAUGACCGAUACGAAGGCGAGGGCAUUGUGGGCGACGACGAGAUAUGA
Messenger RNA from Clonostachys rhizophaga, 384 nucleotides. The record is from the annotation of a GenBank genome assembly. NCBI's taxonomy places the organism in Eukaryota, Fungi, Ascomycota, Sordariomycetes, Hypocreales, Bionectriaceae.